UACAUUCCAGUCUUCAUUUGUGUCAACAGACAUGAAGUGGUCGGUGUGUCAGCUGUUAGGUGUAACUUUGUUGUCAACAGUUGUCUCAGCAUGUCAGUCAGGAUGGAAUGGAUACCGUGACUCAUGCUAUCAGUUCAAUGUGGUCAACAAACAAAGCUGGAGCGACGCAAAGAAUGAAUGCCACAAAGUAAAUGCACAUUUAGUUGUGAUAGAAACACAAGAAGAGAACGAUUUCCUUGCCGCUCAUCUAAAUGGACUGAUCUCCUCGACAGAUAUUCACCAUGACAGCGCCUCUUCUGUGUGGAUUGGAGGCUCAGAUGAUGACACUGAAGGAUUCUGGGAAUGGUCAGACAUCAACAAACUCAUCUUGGAGUACACUAACUGGGCACCAGGUGAACCUGAUACAGGUGGAGGCGAUCACGAUGAAGACUGUAUCAGUAUGGUAGGGAGGAGACAUUUUCAGUGGCAGGAUAGACGUUGCUCGGAGUCACAUUCUUAUGUCUGUGAAAUAACAGAAGGAAGUCACGCUGUUGGCUGAUUCGCCAAGAACUUGUCAUUGAUGUUUCAAUAUCUAUUGGGAAAAUACAAAUCUAAAAUAGGAA
Molecule: messenger RNA, 602 nt
Organism: Mercenaria mercenaria
Lineage: Eukaryota; Metazoa; Mollusca; Bivalvia; Venerida; Veneridae
Product: perlucin-like
Exons: 6
Coding region: 32-538 (168 amino acids)
Source: RefSeq, a predicted model, not a curated record